AUGCAGGACGCUAUCACUAUGAAGUCACUAUCCCACAGUCUCCUCUGUUUUCCUCCUCUGCUAACGAAGAGACCCCAAAAAUAUCAAUCCAUCUCCACCAGCCCUGCCGGAAAGUUCUGUGUUUUUCGGGCGGAGAUGCCAGCUAUGACGUCUGUAGCAACACCCACGAGCUUUGGGUUCGUGAAUUUGAUGGAGACAUUCACUGUGGAUGUGCAGAGAGCGGAGAACAGGCCAUUGAACGUGCCUUUGGUCGCCCCUUUUACGAUCGCUUCUUCGAGAUUAGACAAGGUGGAGAACGUGGCAAUUAGAGUUGAAUUGAGGAAUGGUUCUGUCGGGUGGGGAGAGGCACCAAUCUUGCCUUUUGUCACUGCAGAGGAUCAACCUACUGCCAUGGCCAAUGCCGCUGAGGCAUGUGACUUCUUGCGGCAAGCUCCUGCGCUGACAUUGGGCUCCUUGUUGAAGGAGAUUGGGGCUAUUCUUCCAGGCCACGAGUUCGCUUCGGUGGGUGACAUUGAACUCUGGUUUCGUUCUAUUUAUUGA
Molecule: messenger RNA, 540 nt
Organism: Neltuma alba
Lineage: Eukaryota; Viridiplantae; Streptophyta; Magnoliopsida; Fabales; Fabaceae
Product: L-Ala-D/L-amino acid epimerase-like
Exons: 1
Coding region: 1-540 (179 amino acids)
Source: RefSeq, a predicted model, not a curated record